AUGGAUAAAAGUCCAAAUAUUGGGCUAAGAUUGCAAUUGGAGGUCAUACUUGCAAGUUAUGAGGUCCGGACGACAUGCCCCUCCAAGUACCGGUUGGAUGGUUCGCACCCUCAAGAUCCAAACGGGGAUGCAACAGGAAAGGAGCAGGACCGCCGCACCACUAAAGACGACAUUCCUACCGACGAUACUGAUGGAGAAUUAGUGCAGAUCCUAAUGGAGCGAUAUUACUUGAUGAGCGAGGAGAUGGAUCAGAUGAGACAAACUAUCGUGUCCCUCGCGUCCGGUCCUCAGUGCAGUAGUCCAGCCCAAAUCUCUCUUACAAUGAUCCACAUGACCUUUUGUUCAUCUUUAGGUUUCCGUCUUGUUCGUGUCUUCAAAGUUGUUGAGCCUGUUUCUUUAUCUCGUAAAGUCUACCUCACUUGUAUACUCCCUAUUGGUGCUCUUUAUUCUGUUUCCCUUUGGCUUUCAAACUCUGCUUAUAUCUAUCUUUCUGUUUCCUUUAUUCAAAUGUUGAAAGCCCUUAUGCCUGUUGCUGUUUAUACUAUUGGGAUCUUGUUUAAAAAGGAUGGUUUCAAGAACUCAACUAUGGGGAAUAUGCUUGCUAUUUCAGUUGGUGUUGCUAUUGCUGCGUAUGGUGAAGCAAAGUAUGAUUCUUGGGGUGUUUUACUUCAGUUACUUGCUGUUUUGUUUGAGGCUACUAGGCUUGUUAUGAUCCAGAUCUUGUUGACUUCAAAGGGUAUUAGCUUAAAUCCAAUUACUUCUUUGUAUUAUGUUGCUCCUAGUUGCUUGGUUUUCUUGUCAAUUCCUUGUAUUUUUGUGGAGCUUCCAGUAUUGAGAGAGAACUCGAGUUUUCAGUUUGAUUUCGUUUCUGGGAAAUUAAAUGGGUUGAAGUUCUGGUUACUUCCUUUGUUUGAUGGUCCAGCUUCAUUGCUGGUUCAUUUUAGGUAAAUUUAUUGAACUCACUCAUGGUGGAAAACAAUUGGUGUCCUUUGAUUUCCUGCAAUUUUAUGGUCUGUAAAUUACUAGCAUUUCAAGCAGUAUUGCUCUGUUGUAAUCUAUCUAAAGUAAGGAAAGA
This is a messenger RNA of Lycium barbarum (goji berry), 1075 nucleotides long. RefSeq names its product probable sugar phosphate/phosphate translocator At2g25520. Lineage: Eukaryota; Viridiplantae; Streptophyta; Magnoliopsida; Solanales; Solanaceae. Gene Ontology annotation, cellular component: endosome; Golgi apparatus; trans-Golgi network. Gene Ontology annotation, molecular function: antiporter activity. Bases 1 to 948 code for a protein of 315 amino acids. The transcript is spliced from 3 exons. The record is from RefSeq and is a predicted model, not a curated record.